Lachancea thermotolerans CBS 6340 is the source of this 1425-nucleotide messenger RNA. It is a transcript of the gene GLO3, whose product is annotated as ADP-ribosylation factor GTPase-activating protein. Gene Ontology annotation, biological process: COPI coating of Golgi vesicle. The coding region runs from base 1 to 1425 and encodes 474 amino acids. Gene Ontology annotation, molecular function: GTPase activator activity. NCBI's taxonomy places the organism in Eukaryota, Fungi, Ascomycota, Saccharomycetes, Saccharomycetales, Saccharomycetaceae. The transcript has a single exon. The record is from RefSeq and is a predicted model, not a curated record.
AUGAGCGACAGUUCUGGCGAUGUCUACUGCUCUAAGGAGGAAACUAGCAAGGUCUUCCAGAGACUGGCUUCCAAGCAAGACAACAGGGUGUGCUUCGACUGCGGUACCAAGAACCCCACGUGGACAUCCGUGCCUUUCGGCGUGAUGCUGUGCAUCCAGUGCUCCGCGGUCCACCGUAACCUGGGCGUGCACAUCACGUUCGUCAAGUCCUCCAACCUCGACAAGUGGACCGUCACCAACCUGCGCCGCUUCAAGGUCGGCGGCAACCACAAGGCCCGCGACUUCUUCAUGAAGAACAACGGCAAGCAGUUCCUCGGCACCAACGUCGACGCCCGCAUGAAGUACACCAGCUCCGUGGCCCGUAACUACAAGGCCCACCUCGACAAGCGCGUGGCCCAGGACGCCGAGCAGCACCCGGGCGAGAUCGUGCUGUCUGCCGAGGACGACGCCGGCGACACCUCCUCGGCGUCCAACUCCGCGCCCUCGUCCAAGAACAACAGCGUGGACGACUUCUUCUCCAGCUGGGAAAAGCCUGCCGCGGCCACUCCUUCGCCCAAGGUCCUCACUCCGUCCAGCACCGGCAACUCCAGAAAUGGCUCCAAGACCUCGAUCCUGUCGGGCAGCAGCUCCAGAAGAAGAACCACGGCCGCUCCCGCUGCCGGCGCCAAGAAGCACUCCAUCCUGUCGUCCAGCCGCAAGACAACCCGGGUUUCGGCCCAGAAGUUGGGCAAGGGCGAGGCCUCGGACCUCUUUGACGACUUCGAGAAAGCCGCGAAGCAGGAGGAGGCCGAGCAGAAGGCCGCGCCCCUGGGCGCUGCCGCGGGCGCCACGCGCGCCGCUGCGAGCGAGAAAACGGUCUACAGCCAGCCCAAGCCUGUCAAGAUGGGCUCCACAUACGACGACCCCGAGAUCUCCGAGUACAACGACGGCAUCGCGUUCGACCAGGUGAAGGCGGGCUCUUCCGCCGCGACCGUCGAGUCCGUGCAGCCGCAGCUGGCCAAGCUGGGCUUCGGGAUGACCAUGAACGACGCCAACACGCUGGCCGCCAAGGCUAAGGAGGCCAAGCGCGCAGCCUCGGGCCCCAAGUACACCGGCCAGGUCGCCGCCCAGUUCGGCGGUCAGAAGGCCAUCUCCUCGGACAUGCUCUUCGGCAGAGGCUCGUACGACGAAGAGGCGUCCAAGGAAGCGAAGGACAAGCUCAAGACCAACUUCAACAACGCGACCUCAAUCUCCUCGUCGUCCUACUUCGGCGAGGAGGACGAGCAAGACGAGUUCGGCCGCCCCGCGGCGCGGUCGCAGACCGGCGGUGCCGGCUUCGUCGAGUUCAACAACGACGCGGACGACGACUUCCAGGUGCUGAGGGACGCGGUCGAGCAGGGCGCGCAGAAGCUGGGCAACUACCUGCGCGACUACCUGAGAAACUGA